AACCGUUGCGGAUUAUUUUCACGUGCGUCGCGGAGUAGCGACACGCCUUCCCCGUACCCGCCCGCCCACACUCUCUCUCUUCCCCACCAUCUCCGGCGACGGCGAGCGCCUUCUCCGCCGCUUGCGCCGCCCCGUCCUUCCUCCUCCUGAGGGGUUUAAUGCGGGGGGAGCUUAACGCAGGCGAGAGGAUGUGGUCGUCGAGCCAGGCGAGCACGAGGGGAGUGAUGGAGAUGGGGAGGGUGGAGGCAGGGCCUUCCCAUUUCCCCAAGAAGCCCGCGCCCCGUAAUCUCGCCAGGGCCAAUCUAUCGAGGAUAUAUGCAGUUAAAUCUUGCUCAAUUGGUAACCGCACAGGACUUUCUCUUGGACAGUGUUACCAUAAGAUAUCUUCAACCUGUAAAUGCAACUUGGGGUGGUCUUCUCAACCAUCGCGUGGCCUGAGUGAUCAUUUUAGAGGAUAUUCAUCAGCAUCAGAGGCAGUUCUUACUUCCCAGUCUGAUUUCAGAAAACUUCUUGUUGGUAAUGAAAAAAUUGGUGUUCUUUUGUUGAAUCUCGGAGGCCCAGAGACUCUUGAUGAUGUGCAGCCUUUCUUGUUUAAUCUUUUUGCGGAUCCGGACAUUAUCCGUCUUCCUAGGCUGUUUCGCUUUCUACAGAAGCCACUAGCAAAAUUCAUAUCAAUAGUGAGAGCACCAAAGAGCAAGGAGGGUUAUGCAUCCAUAGGUGGCGGUUCUCCUCUUCGACAAAUUACAGACGCACAGGCUGAAGCAUUGAGGGAGGCAUUAUGUGAAAAAGAUGUUCCUGCCAAGGUGUACGUUGGAAUGCGGUAUUGGCACCCCUUCACUGAGGAAGCUAUAGAACAAAUAAAACGGGAUGGAAUCACAAAACUUGUUGUGCUGCCUCUGUACCCUCAGUUCUCCAUAUCAACUAGUGGUUCAAGUCUCCGUUUACUGGAGAGCAUAUUCAGAGAGGAUGAGUAUCUGGUGAAUAUGCAACAUACAGUUAUACCUUCCUGGUAUCAACGUGAAGGAUAUAUCAAGGCCAUGGCAACUUUGAUUGAGAAGGAACUAACAAAAUUUUCAGAACCCCAAAAGGUUAUGAUAUUUUUCAGUGCUCAUGGAGUUCCUCUGGCAUAUGUAGAAGAAGCUGGUGAUCCAUAUAAAGCAGAGAUGGAAGAGUGUAUCGAUCUCAUCAUGGAAGAACUCGAAAAAAGAGGAAUAACAAAUCCAUGUACACUUGCUUAUCAGAGCCGAGUAGGACCAGUGGAAUGGCUGAAACCAUACACUGAUGAGACAAUUAUUGAGCUUGGGCAGAAAAGGGUAAAGAGCCUUCUAGCUGUUCCCAUUAGUUUUGUCAGUGAACACAUUGAAACUUUGGAAGAAAUUGAUGUGGAAUACAAGGAGUUGGCUUUAGAAUCUGGCAUCAAGCAAUGGGGACGAGUUCCUGCAUUAGGUUGUGAACCCACAUUCAUUUCAGAUCUUGCUGAUGCUGUUAUUGAAAGCCUGCCUUAUGUUGGCGCAAUGGCAGUUUCCAAUCUUGAGGCCCGGCAGUCACUCGUACCACUCGGGAGCGUGGAGGAGCUGCUAGCAGCAUACGACUCGAAGCGCGACGAGCUCCCACCCCCGGUGAUUGUGUGGGAGUGGGGCUGGACGAAGAGCGCAGAGACCUGGAACGGCCGGGCUGCUAUGCUGGCCGUCCUGGCUCUCCUGGUGCUGGAGGUGACGACAGGAGAAGGUUUCCUGCACCAGUGGGGAAUACUGCACUAGCGGCCGACCCACGUUUCGAUUCAUCUGUCCACGAUUUUUGCUGCAUUUGGAGAACGUUUUGAUGCUGUAUAUGAAUCGAUUUGCAUCAGGGGAGAGCAAAAUAUGGACUGAAUCCGGCGGUAUAUCAUGCUCAUGGCUCGUGGAUAUGAAACAGGGUGCGGACUAGCAGUAUGAAGAUACUAAAAUCUUACAAUCACAAACACUUGUGACAUAAGCUUCAUGUUUAUCAGUAAACCAAAGUCUUGGAUCAUUGGUGACA
Messenger RNA from Phragmites australis (common reed), 2019 nucleotides. RefSeq names its product ferrochelatase-2, chloroplastic-like. The record is from RefSeq and is a predicted model, not a curated record. Gene Ontology annotation, molecular function: protoporphyrin ferrochelatase activity. Gene Ontology annotation, biological process: heme biosynthetic process. The transcript has 11 exons. Lineage: Eukaryota; Viridiplantae; Streptophyta; Magnoliopsida; Poales; Poaceae. Bases 159 to 1760 code for a protein of 533 amino acids.